AUGUCGGAGUUCCUUACACCCGCUCCAGAGCCAUCCACUGAGCUGGGUCGCUACCGCAUCCUCUCAUCGACCGCGGGGAUCCGCGUCCUGGGCUCAAUGGACAAAGAGUCCUCGUUCAAACUGCUGGAUGCCUUUGUCGAAGCCGGCGGCAAUUUCAUCGACACUGCAAACAAUUACCAAGACGAACAAUCAGAAGCAUGGAUAGGUGAAUGGAUGGCUUCUCGGAAAAAUCGCGACCAACUUGUAAUUGCCACCAAGUACACUGCAGACUACGAGAGAGAGAGGCUUAUAUUAUAG
Messenger RNA from Aspergillus alliaceus, 297 nucleotides. Its product is annotated as NADP-dependent oxidoreductase domain-containing protein. NCBI's taxonomy places the organism in Eukaryota, Fungi, Ascomycota, Eurotiomycetes, Eurotiales, Aspergillaceae. Bases 1 to 297 code for a protein of 98 amino acids. The record is from RefSeq and is a predicted model, not a curated record. The transcript has 2 exons.